AUUAAACCUUUUUUUUAUCUUAUUUUAUUUGCUUUCUUUCGUCGUACAGAUGACUGAGGCCAUGGACGCUGUUUGAAAUCCUCUGCUCCUACUUGUUUUUCUGUUGCAGCCCUUUGGAAUUUUCUCUGGAGAAAAGGAAUCAUUUUUUGGCUCCCCAAAAAAUGGUGCAAGGUGUGACAUUGAGCACUCUGGCAACCUGUGGAAAGAGCAGGUUCUGUGGAUCAUCCCCAUCUUGGAUGGAACCCUUUGAGCCAUUUAAGAGGUCCAAGAUAACCUCUAUUACUGGCAGACAUUUGGUUUGGAAUCACUGUGUGCAGAGCUUGUUCCUAAUUGGGUACCCUUAUGUGGCAAGGCACAGUGAUUUUAAGGCUGAAGCAGCAUGGAUGUUUAGAGGGGGAGAGCAGGGGUUGGAUGCAAGUGCUGAGCACAGUGAAAGUGCUAAUGAGGAUAUCUUGAUGUUCUUCUUUCAGCUAGACUUGGCCACAAGAGUACAGUAUGCUUUAAAUUUGGAGCAGUAUGACAUUGCUCAGCAGCUGAGGAACAAACUUACUGAGGUUGAAGAAGAGGUAAUCAAGCAACAACAGUCAAAAAGAGGAUUGUCUUCGAAAAGUGAAGCUCAAGAUAAAGCUCUAAGUAUUAUACGUCUUCGUUCAGACCUCCAGAAAGCCAUUGAGAAUGAGGAUUAUGCCGUUGCUGCUGAAUUACGUGAUAAAAUUUCCAAACUUGAAGCAGAGUCUUUAGCUGCAUCAGCUAAAGCUUUGGCACAUGAAAAUGCUCAAUAUGCAUUCCGCUUGGGACAGAAAGUCAGGCAUAAAAUAUUUCGCUAUAAAGCUGUGAUCUGUGGAAUGGAUCCAGUAUGCUGUGAAUCAAGUUCAUGGAUGGAAAAUGCACAGGUUAAGAAGUUGUCUCGGGGUUCCACUCAACCGUUUUAUCAGGUUCUUGUUGAUGUACAUGCUGAACCGAAUAUACUCGUGGCAUAUGUUCCAGAGGAGAAUCUUUUAACCCCUGACCAACCAGACACGGGAAGGUAUGAUCAUCCCUACAUCUCUUUUCUAUUCUAUGGAAUGGAUUCAGCUGGAGAUUUCAUCCCAAUUAAGCAACUGCGGGAGAAGUACAACAGACCACGGCACGAAAUACCUAUUGACCCACCAAAUGAUGAAGAUGGAGGGAAAGCUUAGAUUAGUAAUGUGAGAGUAUAUAUUCACUGUUUAUGUGGCCUUCUGGGGACUGAGAAGUUGAAAAUCUUGUGACAAAUUAUUGAAGGAAUGGGUUGAUCAGCUUGGCAGGAAUCAUAAAUGACAUGAAAGCAUUCCUAGUGUUACUUGAUGAUGAUGACGGCUUUUCUAUAUGGUCACUCCCAUAUUAUAUUCUGUUGUAGAAGUUUUCAAUAUGAGUCUUUAUCAGCAGUGAAAGUACUGAUAACUGAACCUCGCCUCCAUAUGUAUGUACAUAGUUAUGGAAAAAAUAUUACCUCCUAUUUCCAUCCUGAAAUGGGAGAGAUUGUGUUUGUAAUUUAGCAUUUUUUUUUUACGGGUGCAACUAAUUGCAUUGUGA
This is a messenger RNA of Gastrolobium bilobum, 1554 nucleotides long. RefSeq names its product clp protease adapter protein ClpF, chloroplastic. Bases 162 to 1178 code for a protein of 338 amino acids. The transcript has 9 exons. The record is from RefSeq and is a predicted model, not a curated record. Gene Ontology annotation, molecular function: protein binding; DNA binding. NCBI's taxonomy places the organism in Eukaryota, Viridiplantae, Streptophyta, Magnoliopsida, Fabales, Fabaceae.